GGUUCAACCCACCCCCAUUCGUACGUUUGAGUGGUCUACUGCGAGUAACCCUGAAUACAGUUUUCAUUUUAAAGCAGUGUGCUUAUUAUAAUGAACCCAUACAUGCCAGUAACACGAGGACUGCAGUAUACUACGAAAUCUAUAAUCGUUUUUAUCGUCUCAGGAGAAAUCGCGAUGCAUUUUGGAAGAUGUAGUUUUUGCUAUGAGCUUUAACGAGGAUAGCAAGAAUAAUGCCGUUGACCGAGUGGCGUAUUGCAGUGAAACUGGCUGAUCGGCCUUGGGCCCCCAAAUCCAUUGUUCAGCUUCCUGAAACACAAACAGAAGGAGCUUCAGGAGGAUACAGAAUUUCUGCCCUGAAGCAGCUUAUUGCAGAUAAAAUUCUUGAAAGUACAUUAGAUCCAGAUUUGAUUGACCUUAUUUACUGUGGACGGAAGCUGAAAGACGAGCAGACACUUGAGUUUUAUGGGAUUAAACCUGGGUCUACAGUUCAUGUCCUGAAGAAAUGUUGGCCUGAGCCAGAUCAAAAACCAGAGCCUCUGGACAGAGCUGCCGCCGCUCGUGAAUUCAGAGUUUUGCAUACAGCACUCAUGACGCCUUCCUACAGAGAUGCAGUAUUUAAGAUUUUGGAGAAUAAAGAAACUCUAGAUCAUAUAAUUGUCGCUACCCCUGGACUUUGCAGUGAUCCUGUAGCAUUAGGUGUUUUGCAGGACAAAGACCUAUUCACAGUCUUCACUGAUCCAAAUAUGUUAGAUACACUAAUUAAUUCCCAUCCUGCAUUGGUGAAUGCUAUUGUACUUGUUCUACAGUCAGUUGCAGGAAGCACCACUCUUCUGCCUCCUGCAAGUGGUUCAUCACGGAAUGUACCUUCAAGUUCCUACAGUGAAAUGCCAGGAGGUUUUAUGUUUGAUGAUGUUUCUGAUGACGAGGAUGAUAUGCAACAGAGAGGAAGAUCCACAGCUUCUGCUAGUACAUCUUCUGGUUCCCGUCCAGCAUCUCUUGGAUACACUGGAGCAACAGGCCCGAGGCCAAUUACACAGAGUGAACUGGCAACUGCACUUGCUUUGGCUAGCACCCCAGAGAGCAGUGCUCAUACACCAACCACUGGAACCCAGGGCACUUCUUCUGGAACCUCCCCAGUCUUGGGUUCAGGAGUUUCCUCCAGCAUUCAGUCAAGUACACCCAUCACCAAUGAUAUAUUCAGUCAGGCGUUACAACAGGCAUUGCAAGCAUCCAGCAUGCCAGGGCUGCAGAGUCAGUGGCAACAGCAGUUACAGCAACUAAGGGACAUGGGCAUUCAAGAUGAUGAUUUGAGCCUGCGAGCACUACAAGCUACAGGAGGGGACAUCCAGGCCGCUCUAGAGCUCAUAUUUGCAGGAGGUGCACCAUAGAUGACUUUGAAGGCCAUCUUUAUUAGUAUUAAUGUGUGUAAAUAAAAUAUUCUGAUCUAUGUAAUUACAUUGUUAACUUUUUGUUAGAGCUCACAUUCUUGUUAGAUGUUGCUGUUUUAUUUAUUUUUAGCCUAUGUAAUGUUGGAAGAAUGCGUUUCUAAUGUCUGUAAUAGAGUUCAAACAAGCUCCAUGUUAUGAAACACA
Molecule: messenger RNA, 1592 nt
Organism: Protopterus annectens (West African lungfish)
Lineage: Eukaryota; Metazoa; Chordata; Ceratodontiformes; Protopteridae
Gene: UBL7
Product: ubiquitin like 7
Exons: 12
Coding region: 231-1388 (385 amino acids)
Biological process (GO): ubiquitin-dependent protein catabolic process
Cellular component (GO): cytosol
Molecular function (GO): polyubiquitin modification-dependent protein binding
Source: RefSeq, a predicted model, not a curated record